Messenger RNA from Phaeodactylum tricornutum CCAP 1055/1, 3428 nucleotides. RefSeq names its product ribosome biogenesis protein BMS1 (gene BMS1). Lineage: Eukaryota; Bacillariophyta; Bacillariophyceae; Surirellales; Neidiaceae. The coding region runs from base 104 to 3394 and encodes 1096 amino acids. Gene Ontology annotation, biological process: maturation of SSU-rRNA from tricistronic rRNA transcript (SSU-rRNA, 5.8S rRNA, LSU-rRNA); endonucleolytic cleavage of tricistronic rRNA transcript (SSU-rRNA, 5.8S rRNA, LSU-rRNA); ribosome biogenesis. The record is from RefSeq and is a predicted model, not a curated record. Gene Ontology annotation, molecular function: U3 snoRNA binding; GTP binding; ATP hydrolysis activity. Gene Ontology annotation, cellular component: nucleus; 90S preribosome. The transcript has 6 exons.
GAUGUGUUGCGUUGCUCCGUUCUUUCGUUUCCCUAUUCUGGGGACAGUCAAGUCCCAGGCGGGAAUCCUUCGUCGAUCACAGUUCAUCCAACAGUAAGCCAAAAUGGAGGACGCUACGCAAGAUCACCACAAACAUAAAACUCGCAAGGAAGGUCGUGGUGCCAAGGAAAAAAAGAAAGACAAACGCCAACAGCUACAGAAUGAUCGUGUUGAGAGACACAAUCCGAGAGCUUUUUCGGUCGCCAAUAUCGGGCGGACUAAACGCACAAUACAGAGAAACGCUGAUCGAGCGCAAAAGAAAGAAUACGUACCGUUGAAUGAUCGACGGGCUGCGGAAGUACAUGAAACGCCUCCGUCCCUAGUGGUCGUUAUGGGGCCUUCCGGAGUCGGCAAGUCAACGCUCAUUCGGUCGCUUGUCAAGUUGUACACAAACUAUACGUUGACAACCGUCACGGGACCGAUUACCGUAGUUGCAGGCAAGAAUAAGCGUAUCACGUUCAUGGAGUGCCCGAACGAUACGGCCGCGAUGUUGGAUUGUGCCAAAAUCGCGGAUCUUGUUCUACUGUGCGUCGAUGCCAAAUUCGGUUUUGAAAUGGAGACUUUCGAGUUUCUCAAUAUCCUGCAAACACACGGAUUUCCGAAAGUCAUGGGCAUUUUCACCCAUUUGGACCAGUUUAGGACAGCCAAGAAUCUGCGAAAGACAAAAAAGCUGCUCAAACACCGAUUCUGGACCGAAAUUUACGAUGGAGCCAAAAUGUUCUACUUUUCUGGGGUUAUUAACGGAAAGUAUUUGAAGAACGAAUGCAAGCAGCUGACCUUAUUCAUUUCUAGAGUCAAAUAUCGACCUUUGGUCUGGCGAAAUACCCAUCCUUAUGUGCUCGUAGAUCGCCACGAAGAUGUUACCAAUCCCAAUGCAAUUGAAAUGGAUAAUUUGUGCGAUAGGAGCGUCACAUUUUAUGGCUAUGUAAGAGGGACACAUUUGAAACCUAAUAUGAAAGUUCACGUCAUUGGCGUAGGCGACUAUAUCAUGGCUGAUGUUAGUGUCUUACCAGAUCCAUGUCCCAUUCCGGACAAGGAACAGGAGCGUACUACUUUGAAAAAAAAGGACUCCUUACUAUUUGCUCCACUGUCCAACGUCGGUGCAGUUUCCUUCGACAAAGAUGCUGUCUACAUUGACAUCGGUCGCGUCAAUUAUACAAAAAAAGAAAAUCUCUCUUUGUCUUCACUAAUCAACAACACAAAUGGCACAGGGGGAAAAGAUGAGGAAACCGAUGUUAGUGAGGAAGGUGAAUACGACUCUGAUGCGCCAGCUGAUGUGCGUGUGGGCGUCGAUGAAAAUAUGGGCAAGUCGACGCUUCGGAUCUUCAAAGGAAGUCAGGCUGUUCAAGCAGGCUCCGAUAGUAGUGAUGAAGAAAGCGAUGGGGAAAACGAAAGCUCAGGUGGCGCCAGUGAUAAUCUUGGUACACGACUGAGAAGAAAGGCCGAGCUUGGCACUCAGAACGAAUCUACUGAUGAAGACAGUGACGGCAGCGAAGACGAUAAAAGCAGUUGCUCCUCUGGAGAUGUACCUGAUGAGGAUUAUUUGAUUGGAGAAGGAUCGUACAAUGAAUCAAGUGAUCAAAGCGCGGUAUCAGCGUCAAAUUUCCAGAAUAAGGAGAGUGGAAUUGAUUAUGAACCAGAUGGACGAGGGCUUCACUGGAAGUCGCGAAUUGCUGAAACAGCAUCGCAGUCUUUUUUGGAACGCCAGUCAGCCCAUGUGAACCUGCAGGAAAUGAUAUAUGGGAAGGGAAAGAGCUCUGUUGUGAGCGACGACGAUAUGAUGGAAGAAAGUGCGGAAAGAGAAGGCGGAGACUCAUCGGGUGAUGAUGACGAUGAUUUCUUCAAGUUGAAAAGGUCGGAUGGGAAGAGAAUGGCAAAAUCAGGGAGGACAGCUUCAAUCCGAAAUAAGUUCGUAACUGGAAAAUGGGAGAAAAGCAAAGUUGAAGAAUUUGGAGAAUUUGAAGAUCUUGAAACAGGAGAGAAGUUUGGACAGGCGGACGACUACGACGAGGAGAAAAAAGUCGAUGGCGCAGAUACUAAAGAUGAUGACGCGGAAAAUGAAUACAUCGAAGCAUUGAAGCGGGAAAAGGAGGCACGGCUUGCACGAAAUCGCGAAGAGUUCGGUGAAGAGGGUGAACGAUCGCGGUUACGACAUGAAGGCUUCAGGCAAGGGCUUUAUUGUCGUAUACAGAUUGAUGGACUGCCUGCGGCAUUCUUCGAAUCUUUCAACCCUCAUAUGCCUUUGGUACUGGGGGGCUUGACGCCGCAAGAAACGAGUAUGGGUCUGAUUCGCUGUCGUUUCAAAAAGCAUCGCUGGCACAGGAAGAUCCUUAAGUGCAACGAUCCGCUUGUUUUCUCUGUGGGUUGGCGCCGGUUUCAGAGUAUGCCCACGUUUUCAACGGAAGAUCAAAAUGGCCGUUACCGGUACUUGAAGUAUACGCCAGAGCAUAUGCACUGUUUGGCCACGUUCUACGGACCUCAGGUGCCUCCAAAUACUGGCAUACUUGCCAUCCAAAAUUUGUCAGGCAACGUAGCUGGAUUCCGUAUAGCGGCUACCGGCAUUGCCUUAGAACUGGAUGCAUCGUUUCCCAUUGUAAAAAAGCUCAAAUUGGUCGGUACUCCCACGAAAAUUUACAAAAACACUGCCUUUGUUACCGGCAUGUUUAACAGCGAUCUGGAAGUAAGCCGAUUUGAAGGAGCCAGCAUAAAGACUGUUAGUGGCAUUCGUGGUCAAGUGAAAAAGUCGCUACGGGAAGGACAGCCGGGAUCCUUUCGUGCUACCUUCGAAGACAAAAUAUUGCUUUCGGAUAUUAUUUUCUGCCGAACAUGGAUGCCGGUAGAAAUCAAAAAGUAUUUUAAUCCCGUGACGAACCACUUGGUUGGCAAUGUCUUAGGAGGUUGGCGUGGAAUGAAACCAAAGGCCCAGUUACAACAUGAAACGAAGACCCCGAUCGAAGUGAAUGCGGAUUCAAUCUACAAACCGAUUGAACGACCUGAUCGCCAUUUCAAGAAGCUCAUUGUACCGAAGCGACUAGAGCAAGCGCUGCCUUACAAAAAUAAGCCAAAGAAUUUGGAGAAACGAAAGAAGAAGGGUUACGUAUCAAACCGAGCUGUAGUUAUGGAGGCAGACGAACGAAAGAAAACUACCUUUAUUCAAGCCCUUAAUACUAUCCGUAAAGAAAAGGUAGCUAUCCGGAAGGCAAAGAAUGAAGAACGCAAGAGGGACAAAGCAAAAGAAAAAGCCAAGAAAGACGAAGCUAUCCUGGCCAUCCGCAAAGCAAACAAGAAACGCCAGUACCGCGCUGAAGGCAAACGAGACAAGGCUAGAGACUCUAAGCGCAUGCGAAAUGAUUAAAUGAAAAUUAAAUGCUUCAUUUAUUAAAUGCGUG